AUGGAGGGGUACGGCUACGAGCACUUUGGUGCAGACGGAGCCGCCCAGAGCCAGGAGGUGGAUUAUCGGAGGAUUGUCGGAGACACUCAGCCCCCGCGUGGCGGCGUGUCACCCAGGGAAGGCGAGUGUUACGUCCGUCAAACCUCGCAUGGCCAUGGCCACGAAACCGCGGCACAGCGAUACAGUGCCACGCGCAUCCAGGCCGGACUGGGCCCAGAGAGUGAAGAGCUAUGCUCUAAAGGAGAUGGGUUGACUUACAAUGACUUCCUGAUACUACCGGGCUUCAUCGACUUCACCUCAGACGAAGUGGACCUGACGUCGGCGCUGACCAGGAAGAUCACGUUGAAGACCCCUCUGAUCUCCUCCCCCAUGGACACGGUCACAGAGUCAUCUAUGGCUAUCGCUAUGGCGCUUAUGGGCGGCAUCGGCAUCAUUCACCACAACUGCACACCAGAGUUCCAAGCCAACGAGGUCCGCAAGGUUAAGAGGUUUGAGCAGGGUUUCAUCACGGACCCCGUCGUGAUGAGUCCGCGCCACACAGUCGGCGACGUGUUUGAGGCCAAAGUGAGACACGGCUUCUCCGGUAUUCCCGUCACGGAGACGGGCAAAAUGGGCAGCAAACUGGUGGGCAUCGUCACGUCCCGAGACAUCGACUUCCUGUCUGAGAAGGACCGCGGCAAACCUCUGGAGGAGGCCAUGACGAAGAGGGACGAGCUGGUCGUGGCUCGGGCCGGCGUCACUCUGAAAGAAGCCAAUGACAUCCUGCAGCGCAGCAAGAAAGGAAAGCUCCCCAUCGUGAAUAGCGACGACGAGCUGGUGUCCAUCAUUGCCCGGACGGAUCUGAAGAAGAACCGCGACUACCCGCUGGCCUCCAAGGACCCCCGCAAACAGCUGCUGUGCGGCGCCGCCAUCGGCACCAGAGAGGACGACAAAUACAGACUGGACCUGUUGGUGCAGGCCGGCGUGGACGUGGUUGUCCUGGACUCUUCACAAGGCAACUCGGUGUAUCAAAUUAACAUGAUAAAUUAUAUCAAGCAGAAGCAUCAAGAACUGCAAGUGGUGGGAGGAAACGUGGUCACAGCAGCUCAGGCCAAGAAUCUGAUCGAUGCUGGUGUGGAUGCUCUGAGGGUCGGCAUGGGCUGCGGCUCCAUCUGCAUCACGCAGGAAGUCAUGGCGUGCGGGAGGCCCCAGGGCACCUCGGUGUACAAGGUAGCCGAGUACGCCAGGCGCUUCGGCGUACCGGUCAUCGCCGACGGCGGCAUUCAGACUGUAGGCCACGUGGUGAAGGCGCUGUCUCUCGGAGCAUCGACUGUGAUGAUGGGCUCGUUGCUAGCGGCAACAACCGAGGCUCCGGGGGAGUACUUCUUCUCAGACGGCGUGCGGCUGAAGAAGUACCGGGGCAUGGGCUCCCUGGACGCCAUGGAGAAGAGCACCAGCAGCCAGAAACGCUACUUCAGCGAGGGCGACAAUGUGAAGGUGGCGCAGGGUGUGUCGGGCUCGGUCCAGGACAAGGGCUCCAUCCACAAGUUUGUACCUUACCUGAUAGCUGGCAUCCAGCACGGCUGCCAGGACAUCGGGGCAAAGAGCCUUUCUGUCCUCCGUUCCAUGAUGUACUCCGGGGAGCUGAAGUUUGAAAAGAGAACCAUGUCGGCACAAGUGGAGGGAGGCGUUCAUGGGCUACACUCUUACGAGAAGCGGCUCUUCUGAGCUGGCGGGGGAGGGGAGGAUGGCGUGCAGCUCAUCGACGCACGUCCAACUGUGACCAAAUGUUAAUACACGCACCACCCGCCACGCCCUCUCUGCCCUCUCCUCCGUCGUACCCACCCAUCCCAGCCGGCCGUCCCCUUUGGAGGAACGAGACACUGCGGCGUAGCGAGGACCCUCGAACCGACGCCCUCUGAACACCUGGGAUUUUUUUUUUUUUGGGGGGGGGGGGGGUUGGGGGGCUCGCUAAGUGGCGCGUCAGGUUUUUGGGAAAGGCACAGCUGUAUCUAGAGUACGUGGUCGGUAGUGAGCGGAUGAACUGUGUGUGUGUGUGUGUGUGUGGUAAAUCAAGGGUAACGUGUGACUGAGUUAAUAAUGUGUGUCGAGUCAACAAAAGUGAAGGUGCACUGUGUUUACUUGUUGUUAUCCCCCCCCCCCC
Pungitius pungitius (ninespine stickleback) is the source of this 2143-nucleotide messenger RNA. Its product is annotated as inosine-5'-monophosphate dehydrogenase 1b. The record is from RefSeq and is a predicted model, not a curated record. NCBI's taxonomy places the organism in Eukaryota, Metazoa, Chordata, Actinopteri, Perciformes, Gasterosteidae. The coding region runs from base 1 to 1707 and encodes 568 amino acids. The transcript is spliced from 15 exons. Gene Ontology annotation, molecular function: IMP dehydrogenase activity. Gene Ontology annotation, cellular component: cytoplasm. Gene Ontology annotation, biological process: GTP biosynthetic process.